Molecule: messenger RNA, 2499 nt
Organism: Zychaea mexicana
Lineage: Eukaryota; Fungi; Mucoromycota; Mucoromycetes; Mucorales; Lichtheimiaceae
Exons: 5
Coding region: 1-2499 (832 amino acids)
Molecular function (GO): molybdopterin cofactor binding; molybdenum ion binding; oxidoreductase activity
Source: RefSeq, a predicted model, not a curated record
AUGCAUUUGAUCAAAGAAGAAGAACAAACUGAAGGCAUCAUCCAACCGCUCACUACUGUCGAUCCUCGCGAUGCAAAUACUCCGGACGCAUUUGUACUGCGAGACCCAUCUAUGGUUCGACUUACUGGCAAACAUCCAUUCAACGCAGAGUCGCCCUUAAAGAAACUUGAACAAGCUGGCUAUGUGACUCCAAAUCAAUUGCAUUUUGUUCGUAAUCAUGGACCUGUGCCACAGUUAACUUGGGACGAUCAUCGUCUUGAGAUUAAAGGCUUGGUCAAUAAGCCAUGCACUAUCACAAUGCAAGAUAUUGUAUCUAUGCCACCGACCAUUUUGCCAAUGACAAUGGUCUGCGCAGGCAAUCGACGUAAAGAACAAAACAUGGUCAAACAAUCUAUUGGCUUCGGAUGGUACCGUGUCAGCACUGCAUGCUGGACUGGCGUAUACCUUCGUGAUGUUAUUAAUCAAUUCGGCGGUGGUCUCAAAGAUGAGGCUCUGUAUAUCUGCUUUGAAGGCAGUGAUAAUACCUCCAAGGGUGCAUACGGUACAUCACUCGCUGCUAGUCGCGCAAUGUCCGACCACUACGACGUGAUGCUUGCGUACAAAAUGAAUGACGAAGUUCUACCACCCGAUCACGGGUUCCCAUUACGCGUACUCAUUCCUGGAUGUAUUGGCGGCCGUAGCGUCAAAUGGCUAGCGUCAAUUGAAGCCAGCGCAAACGAGUCUCAGAACCCGUUCCACGACAGCGACAACAAAGUCAUGCCUACUCAAGUCCAAUCACCAGAGCAAGCAACCGCCGAAGGUUGGUGGAAGCGUCCCGAGUACACAUUAUACGAUCUCAAUAUCAACAGCGUCAUUACUACACCAAACCACGGUGACUAUAUUCGGCUACAAAAUCUCCAAGAUACCUACACUGCUCGCGGUUACGCAUACACUGGCGGCAAUCGCAGAAUCACACGUGUUGAAGUCUCACUCGACAGUGGCAAGACAUGGCUUCUAGCCAACCUUGAUCAACCUUCUGCAGAGGCCGUCACUGCACCCUAUGGUCAGAUGGCCGGACCCGGAUACUACAAGUCGUCGCGCAACUGGACCUGGACCCUUUGGCAUGUUGACAUGGAAGUCGCUGACCUUGUCCGUGCCGACGAAAUGGUCGUCCGUGCCUGGGACGAAUCCCAAAACACACAGCCCGAGAACCUCACGUGGAACUUGAUGGGCAUGAUGAACAAUUGCUGGUUCCGUGUUAAACUGGCGCUUACUCGAGAGCCCUCGCUAUCUAUCUGGUGCGAACAUCCAACGCUCGCAGGUGCCGAACCUGGAGGCUGGAUGGAACGCGAGCUGAAACAAGAAGUCGCAGCUACUACGACCACAAGCACUGCGCCACCUCCAGACAAGUCGUCCUUACAGACAUUCACAAUGGCCGAGGUCGAGCCUCACGACUCUGAAACUGAUUGCUGGAUUGUGGUUCAUGAUCUAGUCUACGACUGUACGCCGUUCCUCAAAGAUCACCCUGGCGGUGCGUCUAGCAUAUUGAUCACCGGCGGUACGGAUUGUACAGAAGAAUUCGACGCCAUUCAUUCAAGUAAAGCACACGAUAUGCUCCGCGAUUAUCUCGUCGGCCAACUCGCCAGCAGUGACGAAAAAUCGUCGAGUACAACGACGCAAUCGACCGCACUAGAAGACUCUGCGUCAUUUUUGGAACCCAAGAAAUGGAAAAAGAUGGUCUUGGACAGCAAAACAUCUCUUUCUACCACCAUCCGUAUUUUUCGAUUCGUGUUCGAAGCCAAUCAAAAUUUUGGCUUGCCCGUGGGCCAGCAUGCCUAUCUGAAGCUGCCUCAGGAGCAAAUCAGUCGUGAUGCACCUACAAAAUCCGUCAUGCGUGCAUAUACUCCUAGCCGAUGUGGUCCAGGCUUUGUCGAGUUUCUGGUCAAGAUAUAUUUCCCUGAUCAUCAGCAGCCAGGUGGUGCAUUCACACAGCUCCUUGACAAGGUGCGCGUCGGCGAAACCAUUGACAUCAAGGGACCACUUGGCGAGUACGAGUAUCUAGGAGACGCAAACUACAGCAUCAUGCACGCGCCAGCGAAACGAGCACGACAUAUAGGCAUGAUUGCUGGCGGCACCGGUAUUACCCCUAUGUGGCAGAUCAUUGAGGCUUUGCGUCAUGAUCAUGAGCCUCCUCAUGUCUCCCUUAUUUAUUGCGUCCGACACUUGGAAGAUCUUGUGCUUUCAGAAGAACUCGAGGAGUUGCAAAAGCUCUUGGGCCCCAAUGUUCUGCAUAUACGCUAUAUACUGUCUAACCCACCUAGCGAUUGGAAGCAUGGCUGUGGCCGAUUAACAGCUCAAGAACUCGAGGACCACUUAUUCCCUCACGAAGGUGCCGCUGAUGCCACUGACAAGAUUGCUCUACUCUGUGGAUCAGAUGCUAUGAUAAAUGAGUGCUGCAAACCUUUAAUUUCCCAAAAAAUGGGUGACAAAUUUGCAUCUAACAAUAUAUUUGUAUUUUAA